AUGCUAAAGCCCUUUUAUACCGGAAACUAUGUGAAUAAUCCUGAUACAUCUUCUGGCGGUCGUAUAGCACGAACAUUAUGCAAUAAGGUCGGGGACUUUUGUGCUUCUCGGAUUAUCCGGUCUGGUGCGUCAAGCACUCUGCACUUAAGGCGAUAUUUUUAUGUGUUGGGCGCAAAAACAUAUAACGUCACAACAAAUCAAUGGAAAGAAGUCAAUGUGACCGGAGGAGAAUUCAACUUUGGUAACCGAACUUCUUCUCAAUAUGUCAGUGUACCUGAGUCGGGUCUCGGAUUUAUUUACGGUGGAACGGACUAUAUGGGCGGAAUGAUCAGGUUUGAUGCUUCUGAUUUGGAGAAUCUGUUGUGGACAAAUGAGACGUUGGGUAAUGGAUCGCAUAGAUCUAAUGUGCCGAAUUUGGAGUCGGCUGCGAUGGUAUUUAUACCGGCGGGAGACAAGGGUAUGCUGGUCACCUUCGGAGGAGGGAAUGUCUCUGCAGGAAUAAGCCCCGACUCAGGCUGGCCGUACGAUUCCAACUGGCUGACUGUCUAUGUCUACGACAUUGCCUCGCACACCUGGCGAGCACAGGAAGCAUCCGGCGACACGCCUUUUCAUCGAACUUCAUUUUGUGCCGUAGUCACUGAGGCGGCUGAUGGUAGUGCGUUUCAUAUAACGACCUAUGGCGGGUGGAGUCUGCUGGAUCAACGGUCAUAUGAGGACAUCGAUGCCACCGAUCUUUCGAAUCAUACAAACAAGGGGCAGCAGGUGAAUGUGAAUCCGACUAUUGGACGGGACAGCCUUACUGGUGCUUGCCAAGUAUACCGCGGCACGGAGAUGAUUGUUCUUGGUGGCGAGGUCCGUGAAGGCGCAUAUUCGCUCGCUAAUGGCGCAUGCAGUAAUACGUUUGAGCCUGCUCGGGCUUUGGAUUAG
Talaromyces stipitatus ATCC 10500 is the source of this 927-nucleotide messenger RNA. RefSeq lists its product as uncharacterized. The coding region runs from base 1 to 927 and encodes 308 amino acids. NCBI's taxonomy places the organism in Eukaryota, Fungi, Ascomycota, Eurotiomycetes, Eurotiales, Trichocomaceae. The record is from RefSeq and is a predicted model, not a curated record. The transcript has 4 exons. Gene Ontology annotation, molecular function: protein binding.